AUGUUUCUGGCGCGUGAUGCCAGCUCUCCCACCGUGAUCACCAUCUUCUUUUUCCCUACUGCCAUUCUUUUCUCCAAGCAAAGUAUGCAGGCGCAGGAUAAUGAUGACUUGGGCAAUCCACACUUCCACAACCAACUUCGAGAUGAGUUUUUCUUGUCGUCAGGCUAUGAUGAAUUUACAGAUGGAAUUACAAGUUUGAACAAUAACGUCAUGUCUCCAAUUUCACGAUUCCUCCAUAUCACAGACCCCCAAUACAUGACAACUACAGGUAGUCUACCACAGUCGCUAACAGAUGAGAUAGAUGCUGCACCAUCAUCUAGCUCUAGCAUACCCAUCCCUGGGCCAUCGUCUGCCAGCAACCCACUCAAUGCUGGUGACAACAUCCACUCUUUAAUUCCUUACUCAGCCCAACUCGACUCUUUCUACCAUCCACCAGUUCCUCAGUUGCCGGCAGAGUUAGUUUCUCAGCCGUCUCAGCCAACAUCCACAAUGGCUGCCCUCGAUACCAUGCAGCACUUCAUACCUGAGCCCAGAGUUUCUCAGCCAUCUCAGCCAACAACCACAACAGCUGCCCUCAAUACCAUGCAGCCCAUGAUGCCCCCUACCACUAUUCCCGCCGCUGUGCAGCCAACCACAGCCCUUGUUGUCAUUAAUGUCAGGCCAAAUGUGAAAAAACAGAUUGUAGAUCGUGCAAAGUGA
Molecule: messenger RNA, 699 nt
Organism: Suillus bovinus
Lineage: Eukaryota; Fungi; Basidiomycota; Agaricomycetes; Boletales; Suillaceae
Exons: 3
Coding region: 1-699 (232 amino acids)
Source: RefSeq, a predicted model, not a curated record